AUGUCUGCUCCUGCUUCUUUCUCUGACAUCGCCAAGGCGGCCAACGAUCUCCUUAACAAGGAUUUCUACCACACCAGUGCUGCCAGCCUUGAGGUCAAGUCCAAGGCUCCCAAUGGCGUCACCUUCAACGUGAAGGGCAAGAACGCCCACGAGGGUCCCAUCGCUGGCUCCCUCGAGGCCAAGUAUGUCGACAAGCCUACUGGCCUCACCCUCACCCAGGCAUGGACCACUGCCAACGCCCUCGACACCAAGCUCGAGCUCGACAACAACAUUGCCAACGGUCUCAAGGCCGAGAUUCUCACCCAGUACCAGCCUUCCAAGCAGUCCAAGGGUGCUAAGGUCAACCUUCACUUCAAGCAGCCCAACCUGCACGCCCGUGCCUUCUUCGACCUCCUGAACGGCCCCUCCGCCAACUUCGACGCUGUUCUUGGCCACGAGGGCUUCCUCGUUGGUGCUGAGGGUGGCUACGACGUCCAGAAGGCUGCCAUCACCAAGUACUCCGCUGCCAUUGGCUACAGCGUUCCCCAGUACACCGCUGCCAUCACCGCUAGCAACAACCUGUCCGUCUUCGCUGCCAGCUACUACCACCGCGUCAACGCUCAGGUUGAGGCUGGUGCUAAGGCCACCUGGGACUCCAAGACCGGUAACUCCGUCGGCCUUGAGGUUGCCAGCAAGUACAGACUCGACCCCUCUUCCUUCGCCAAGGCCAAGAUCAACGACCGUGGUGUCGCCGCUCUGGCUUACAACGUUCUGCUCCGCCCUGGUGUCACCCUUGGCCUCGGUGCUUCCUUCGAUACCCAGAACCUGAACCAGGCUGCCCACAAGGUCGGUGCCAGCUUCACCUUCGAGGCUUAA
Molecule: messenger RNA, 855 nt
Organism: Aspergillus bombycis
Lineage: Eukaryota; Fungi; Ascomycota; Eurotiomycetes; Eurotiales; Aspergillaceae
Product: porin
Exons: 6
Coding region: 1-855 (284 amino acids)
Biological process (GO): monoatomic anion transmembrane transport
Cellular component (GO): mitochondrial outer membrane
Molecular function (GO): voltage-gated monoatomic anion channel activity
Source: RefSeq, a predicted model, not a curated record